GUUUAGGGAGUUGUGAGUGCGAGAAGCGGGCUGGGACGCCAUUACGCGGUAACGCCACCUUCCCUGCAGGCGCCCGCGCUCUUGAACACGCUUCCUGUCGCCUACACCAGUUGACAGUACUAAACAGAUUUGGAAGAAUUUGAGAUGUCAUCUCGUGCACUUGGAAGAGGUCACCGAGGGGGUGGGAUACGAGGGGGUUAUGGACCACGAGGAGGCGGUCUCUGGACUGCUCAUCGUGGAGGCCAUCGAGGUGGAAGACCAGAUUUUUAUCAGCCAAAUCAUGAGGGUCGAUCACCACGUCCUUUCCACCGGCAGCAUGAUCCUGAGAAACUCUUGGCUUCAUUGGGGCCUGAUGCACAGCUGGCUCUUACAACAGCAAUUAUAAAUUCUGUGCUGAAGACUUCAGAAGAAAAAGAGAGCCGUGGAUUUCGGGACGACCGUGACAUGAGUUAUCGCCACCAGAGAGAUACAAGACGUGAAGGUCGAGGAGGUUAUUACAGGGAGGAGAUGCGACUGCGCAGACAAUAUGCUGAGCCCCGCAGAUAUGAACCAAGGUGGUACAACGAGGAGGGGCGGGGCCAUCACUAUGAACGAGAGAAAUCCUCUGCUGGCCCCCCUCGCUACCGUUAUGGCAACAGAACCCCUGGCCCAUCCAAGAGGCGGCCCUCUCCCCAUGGCCACCCUGGGCCCACAUACAAGCGACAGAGAAUGGAGAGGUUUGAGACAGAUGAAGGUGAAAUUGCACAUCACAGAGAUGAUGAAUUUAUGGAAGACGAAGGCCCGGAAGAAAAUGAAAGAUCACGUGACCGAGAGCGGCAUGGUUCCAUAUCCGAUGAAGAGCAUGGUAGACGGGAUGUCGAGAGCAGCAGCGGAGGAGGAAAUAAGGAAACUGAAGGUGGUCCUAGUGGUGUUCAGGUGACAAUUCGUGCUGAUGGUGAACGAGCAGUCAACAGUGAGGGACAUGUACGCCGAGUUGCUGGACGGCUCUUUGUUGAAUUACGAUGCCCUCAUUGCCCAAACCAGAAGUCGAUUACUUUUAAGGAAUACAAGAUGCAUUUGGUGAGUGACCAUCACAAAUCGCAAUUGAACAGACUAGCUCGGAAGCAUUCAGUGGUACUUCGGAAAAUACGGAUCCAGCAAAGACAGGAACAGAAGGAAAUUGAGGCUAAAUGGAGAGAAGAAAAUGAGGAAUUUAAAACUGCUGUCUCAAGAUUCUGUGGCACAUGCAAGCUGGCCUUUAAAUGCCAGGGCAGUAAUACCAGCGAUGGCAUCAGUUAUCACAACCGUAGCAAGCUACACAGGAUGCAGCGCCACUACCUCCAUCCAAGAUGUGGUCUCUGCCGCAUUACCUUUCCCAGUCGUAUGGUAUACGAGCAUCAUAUUGCUUCAAUAAACCAUUUAAGGGUAAGGACGGCCACAAUUGACAACCAGGGCGGCAGUCACCAGACUGAUGAUCACGCUCAAGAGGACGAGGGUGAUGAUCUAGACCUGGCUAAUUUUAUGACUCUUGAUUCAGUUGGAGAAGAUGAUGAUGAGGUUGGCUCUGAGCAUGAAGAAAUAACUGGAGGCCUAGAUGCUGCAGAGGCAGCAGAGAAGGCGGCAACUGGAGAGGACGAAGACGAUUUAGAAGAGGGCCAUGUCCAGAGAAAGAGAGGUGGCCGCGGUGCUUCAAAAAGUGGCUUACGAGAGCUGGGUGACAAAUCAAAAGGAAGACGAAACAGAGGGCGUGAUGAUGAUGACGAUGAUGAUGUUCCGUUGGAGAGUGAUUGGGAGAAAGAGCAACCCGAGGAUGAAGAAGAAGAAGGCCAUAAGCCACUUGGAACAGAGUAUGUACGCCGCAUUGAAGCUUACUUCUGUAGCCUCUGUUUUAAAAUUAUUCGUGCGGAUUCUUCUUUGGGUUCACGAGCUGUUCAGCGCCACUGUCGAUCAUUCAAUCACCUCUCUCAUUAUUGGGACCAUCAUCCAGCAUCACACCAGGGAGAAGAGGGCGAGGGUGAGGGCGAAGGCGAAGGUGAGGGCGAAGGCGAGGGUGAGGGCGAAGGCGAGGGUGAGGGCGAAGGCGAGGGUGAGGGCGAGGGCGAGGGUGAAGGUGACGGUGAACUUGAGGAAGACCCGGACCAGGACAAACUCUGGGAAGAAGUUGAUAAGGGCCUUACUGCUCUUCAGGGUGAAAUCCUCACGGAAAUAGAGGGUGAGGAUGCUACAGAAGAUCCAAACAAAGGGGAGAAAGUCAAUGGGAUGGAGGAAAAGGAGGAGGAGGAUGUGGAGAAGGAUUGUGCCAAGACAAGUAAGGAAGAUGUGCAAGAUACUAAAAAAGAUAACACAGCUACUAAGUUGCCUGAUGAUGAAACGGUAAACAAAAGUCAAGACUCCACUUUGGAAAAAGAAGCUCUAGAUGAAGUUGGGGAUGACUUUACUGAUGAAUGAACUGGUGAGUGCUAGUAAAUUGACGUGUUCCAAUGAGAGGUAGUCUUGCCACGUUGUGGUGGUAUUGAAUCUACUGCCUCCUCAAAUGUGAAGAGGCAUUGGAGCUGGUUGUAAAGUACAGUUUGUGAAUGGCAGGUUUGGUCAUACUUUAUAGAGCAAGAAUGCUUAUCUUCACUUGAAUUGUUUUAUUGGUGUCUGUGGUUUAUUGUAGGAUAGCUAUUAAGAGAAAUGUUACAAGUAACAAUAUGCAUCAUUAGCUCAUGGGAACUGGCAAGUGCAGGUUCCUCAAAUGAAAGUAAAGUGUGUUUUAAACAUUAUAUUUCAUGCAGAUUUAUUUCCACAAAAAGUUCUUUAUUAAAAUUCUUGUAGUCAACAAGAUGUAGUUUUAAGAAACUUUAUUAAUUGUAGUGAUAAAGAGCUGAAAUAAAAUUUGGUUAUAUUUUACCAAUAAGCUCUUGAUCAUUAAUAGAAAGUAAAAUUUUUUUUUAACGACCCAUUUGCAGUUUUCCUUUUGGAAAUCGUGGCAUUCCUUUUGUACUCAUGCCUUUUUAAAACAAAUAUUUGAGACAUAUUCAACAUAAGUUAGGUACAUUAAAUGUUGAUCUUUAAAAUAAGGAUUGCCUCUACAUUUGGAUUACAAUAUGGUAUUCAAAAUUAUAUGUAUAUUUUUUUUUUUUUUUUAAUAAUUUUAUUUUUUAAAUGCUGUACUUUAUUCAUUAAGAUUCCUUAUUAAGAAAUUUACAAUAUUAUAAAUUGGUUAGGAAUUUUGAGAAGCUGGUAAACGACAUAUUAUACACGAAUUCUUUCUGCGUUAAAACGACAACAAUUUUUUCUUGACAUCACCAUUUUCUUUAGAGACAAACUAAAACUAAUAUUCGGUUAAUGAAUGUUCAUAAAUUUAGUAAAAUUCUUGACAAAAAAUACGGAUUAUUAAAGAGUUAUAAUUUUGAAAAAGAAAAAUUUCAACAAGAAAGGUUUUAACAAUUGGGACCUAAUUAAGGGAGUUAUUAUUUUAUAAAAUAUUUUUGGGAAAUUCUAUGGCAACAUAUUUUCUUAGUACAGUAUACUGUUUGAUAGAGCAUAUGGAUGUGAUGUAGGUAUCCUUUAAUUAAAGAAUAUCUCAUUUGCUCAACCACCAGCCAGUUUAUCCCUUUUUCCAUCAUAUAAAUGUUUUAUUAUUAUAAUUGUAUAAUUACAUAAUUAUAAUAUUAUUACAAUUAUUAUAAUUCAAGCAUGUGUGCGUGCAUACAUCACACAUUGAUGUAUGCAAAUAAAAUUAUUAUAUAUAGUAAUUACAUAAUUAUUGUAUUAUAAUAAUUAUAUAAUUACACUAUAGUUAUGAUAAUUAUAUAAAAAUAAUAAUGAGAAAAUAUUAGGCGCCAUGAGGAUUUGAACCUUUUUGGUUCAGUACUUAGGUUUUUGUAGGAAAGCAGGUUUUUGACCUACACCAAGCAUAUGACCUAGACUACUAUGCCACGACAUGGUCAAAAGCAAUGUAACCUGGGAUUUAGCUGAAUCCUCUAGGGUUCCUGAUCCUUCCACUGAAGCCCAAUCUGGGUUUCAUGUGUUGCCACUAUGCACUGUGGCUCUGGUCCAGGAGUCCUAGACCACAAUGUGAGAAACCCAGAUUGGGAUUCAGUGGAAGCGUCAGGACCAUUAGAAAAUUCAGCUAAAUCCCAGGUUGCAUUGCUUGUGACCAUGUCAUGGUGUAGAGGUCAGGUGUGUGUGUGUGCUUGGGGAUACCAAGUGUGCGGGUUUGAAUCCUCCUCAUGGCUCCUGCAGAUUUUCUCAUUGAUUCAUGCAUUUGUGUGAUUACAUUAAUGCAUAUCAAUAUGCUGCUCUAUUAUCAUUAUCAUCUCACUCAAGAGCGCACACACUCGCUCUCUCUCUCUCUCUCUCACACUCUCACUCUCUUUCACUCUCUCUCACACUCUCUUUCACACUCUCUUUCACACUCUUUCACACUCUUUCACACUCUUUCACACUCUC
This is a messenger RNA of Procambarus clarkii (red swamp crayfish), 4416 nucleotides long. Its product is annotated as RNA polymerase-associated protein LEO1. The record is from RefSeq and is a predicted model, not a curated record. NCBI's taxonomy places the organism in Eukaryota, Metazoa, Arthropoda, Malacostraca, Decapoda, Cambaridae.